AUGGAGCCAAAGAAGAUUACAUCCAUUGGCGACCUCUUGAUCUCUCCUCCGGAGCAGGCACCUUAUGAGAGCUUCUCAGGCAUUCCACGGUCACCAAAGACGAACGUGCCACUGGCCAGCGUGGCCGUCGUGGCGAAGCCGGCCCAGGAUACACCACAGCAGCCCUUUUCCCCUCCCAUCUCGCCAUUGACGAACUUCACCAACCAUGUCAACACACCUGCUACUUCUGCUACCUCUGUACCUUCUACUGCUGCUGCGCACGAUACCAAGGAUCCCAUCUUGUACCCAGAGGAGCAGCCCACAAGCCCGAGGGUGCCUUUGUUCGAGCGCAGGCUGAGCCCCGAGGCACAGAAUGCCGUCAGCAAGCACAUGGCAGCCAGGGAGGUCGCGCCGCUACCUUCUGGAGUUAGACCACCGCAUCGACAGGACUACGAGCUCUUCCUCUGCUUCCGAGAGACCGUCUACAAGAGCUUCUUUGCCGAGUCGCCAGCUGGCCGGAGGAGAUGGCUGAACCGGGAGAAGGCACAGCUGAUUGAGGAUGCAAAGGCCCGCAACAAGGCAAAGAAGAUUAAGGCCCAAAAGCAAUCAGCGAUCCGUCCCAGAAUCAAGGCGAAGCCGAUGUCUGCGUCAUCAUCAUCGUCACCCAUGACAACAAUCAGCACGUCUCCCAUCGCUACCACCAGGGACACCAUUGUCGCAAAGACAGCAGGUGUGAUGAAGGCAGCACUUGGUCCCCGUGGGUCGACCAAAGUGACUAAGUCCACCCCAUCAUCGUCGUCACGUCCUGCCCGCGUCAAACCAGUCAAGGCACCAAAGCGCCUUGCCAGUGCCUCUCCGCAGCCCGAAAAGAAGAAGAUGCAGAAGGAGGACAAGGAUUUCGCUUCUCUGCCGGACUACUGCCCUCCUCUGUCUACCUUGACGGCCGACAACGUCAUGAGCACCCCGCCUGCCAGCAAUGCCCGCGAUUUCGACGACGAGGACAAGGCCCUGCUGCACCUGCUGCACCCCGACGAGCUGCAGGUGGCGUCGAACCUGAGGCUGGACGCCGCCACCUACCUCACCAGCAAGCGUCGCAUCUUCCUCGAGAAACUGCACUUUUACCACGCCAAGAGGACCUACCGCAAGACCCACGCCCAGACGGCCUGCCGCAUCGACGUGAACAAGGCAUCCAAGCUCCACACCGCCUUUGCCAGUGUUGGCUGGCUGGACGACAAGUGGUUUGAGAACCUUCCCAAGCCCACAGUCUACAACUAA
Messenger RNA from Cryphonectria parasitica EP155, 1254 nucleotides. RefSeq lists its product as uncharacterized. Gene Ontology annotation, biological process: chromatin remodeling; regulation of transcription by RNA polymerase II. Bases 1 to 1254 code for a protein of 417 amino acids. The transcript has a single exon. The record is from RefSeq and is a predicted model, not a curated record. Gene Ontology annotation, molecular function: protein binding; transcription coactivator activity; chromatin binding. Gene Ontology annotation, cellular component: SAGA-type complex; nucleus. Lineage: Eukaryota; Fungi; Ascomycota; Sordariomycetes; Diaporthales; Cryphonectriaceae.